Messenger RNA from Scylla paramamosain (green mud crab), 2012 nucleotides. RefSeq names its product calcium-dependent secretion activator-like. The coding region runs from base 455 to 1987 and encodes 510 amino acids. Gene Ontology annotation, biological process: dense core granule exocytosis; synaptic vesicle exocytosis. The record is from RefSeq and is a predicted model, not a curated record. Lineage: Eukaryota; Metazoa; Arthropoda; Malacostraca; Decapoda; Portunidae. The transcript is spliced from 14 exons.
ACGUAAGAGAGUCAGGGAAUGGGGACGGAGGGAGGAGGGAGGGACAGAGUGGAGGGAAGGCAGGAGUACCAGCCCUUCCUCCAAUUCCUCUUCCUUCUAUCCUUAAAAUCAGUCAGCCAAUCCUUCUGUCUGUAUGUCGUGGUGGAAGAGUUGGUAGCCCUGCACAUGUCCAUCCGAGAAUUACGUCACAGGUGGGCACAAGCCGCAGUCAUUCGCCGGCGCCUCCCUGCAGUCUCAGGUAGCAGCGGCGAUGCGUAGUGCUGUUGCUUUGUACUGAGUGAGCGUGAAAGAACCCUCGUGACGAUAUAUGGUGAUGGACGUGUGGGCCUUUACGUUGUGGAAAUAGAAGGAGAAACAGGAGCGCGAAGAGGAAGAGAGGAAGAAACGCCUGCAGUUGUAUGUGUUUAUUCUGCGCUGUGUCACCUACCCGUUCAACGCCAAGCAGCCCACGGACAUGACCAAGAGGCAGAUCAAAGUCACCAAGCACCAACUGGACGUCAUUCAGGGGCGCUUCCAGAGCUUUCUGAAAGGAGAGCUGCAGAUAGCAGCAGACGAAGCCUUCAUCAACGCCGUGCAGAGUUAUUAUGAGAUCUUCCUCAAGAACGAGCGCCUCGCUUCCAUGGUGACUUCCGGUGCCUGCUCCCAGCAUGACCUAAGGGAGGUCUUCAAACACAACGUGGAAAAGAGAGUCAGGUCCCUCCCAGAAAUUGACGGUCUCAGUAAGGAGACUGUGCUCACCUCCUGGAUGGCCAAGUUUGACAUGAUAAUUAAAGGUGAAGAAGACAGCAAGAGGCCAGGUCGGAUGCAGCAACCGCUCAACAGUGAGCUCAUUAUGCCUAAAGAGCAACUCUUUGACAUGUUUCAGCAAAUCUUAGGCAUCAAGAAAUUUGAGCACCAGCUGCUGUUCAAUGCACUUCAGCUGGACAGCCAAGAUGAACAAGCUGCAGCUAUCCGGAGAGAGUUGGAUGGACGCAUGCAAAAGGUUGCAGAACUAGAGAGGAAUCGCAAGCUGAUGCCCAAGUUUGUGGUGAAAGAAAUGGAGUCCCUUUAUCUGGAGGAGCUUAAGACUUCAAUAAACCUCUUGAUGGCCAACCUAGAGAGUCUUCCUGUUUCAAAAUGUUCACAGGAAGGCAAAUAUGGGUUACAAAAACUCAGAAAGUACAAUCAUAGCCGGAGACGCAGCUCAGUCUUAAGGCAGGUAGCUGAGUGCAUGUCAGUUGUAUCUCGCUCGCUCGGACUGACUCCCUUUUUGGCACACUAUUUGCAAGUUUAUGGCUCUCUCAGCAGGUCUCAGAGCUCGUUAAGUGGCCGCGAUAGUGACAGUAUGGACAACGAAGUGACGCUUUCCAAGAUGGAUGUUGUCCUGUCCUUUGCUCUUGAGGUGCUGGUGAUGGAGGUGCGGGAGAUCAAACAUCUACCACCAAACAGAAUAUUUUACUGCACGAUGGAGGUGGAGGGUGGAGAAAAGCUUCAGACUGACCAAGCAGAGGCAUCAAAACCAAUGUGGGACACACAAGGGGAUUUCACAACAACACAUCCACUACCUGGUGUCAAAGUAAAGCUGUAUACAGAAUCAGCAUCUAUGCUUUCCCUAGAUGAUAAGGAACUAGGCAAGGUUGUUCUACAUCCCACAGCCAUGUCAUCCAAGGUACCUGAAUGGUACAAGAUGCAAGUUCCAAAAAAUUCACCUGAAAAUAAUCUUAGAAUUAAGAUUGCUGUCAGAAUGGAUAAACCACAAAACUUAAAACAUUGUGGCCAUCUGUAUGCUCUAGGGAAGAGUUGCUGGAAAAAGUGGAAGAAACGGUAUUUUUGUUUAGUACAAGUGUCCCAGUACACAUUUGCCAUGUGUAGCUACAGAGAGAAGAAAAGCGAACCCACGGAGAUGAUGCAGCUGGAUGGGUAUACAGUGGACUACAUUGAGGCAGUGUCAGGUAAUGCUACAUUCUGUUGGAUGAUAUUCACAUAUAUUGGCUGCAAAAUUCUUUGAUCUCUAGAUAUAAACAUCAUCAAGA